GAGGAUGGUAAAGGACGGGCCGGUGUCUAGAGCUGCCCCCUGCGCUGGCAGCUGGAGUGAGUGAGAGAGAGAGAGAGAGAGUGGGAGAGAGAGAAGAGGGGAAACAGCGGCGGAGAGCAGCAAAACAGGCACUUAGCAUCAGCAACACACACACACACACACACACAUACACACACAUACAUACAUACACAUACAACCCAGCCAUGAAACAGGGGCUCCUGGAUAUCAUGAGGAUGAGCAGAAAAUGCCGCAUGGUCCUCGCCACUUGCCUUGGAUCAUUUGUACUGGUGAUCUUCUAUUUCCAAAGUAUGUUACAUCCAGUAAUGCGCCGGACGCCAUUUGGGGUGGACAUCUGCUGCAGGAAAGGAUCAAGGACUCCAUUACAAGAGCUCCAGAACCCAACCCAGUAUCAAUUCUCAAGCACAGAACUCACACAUCAGAUAAGGCGAAACCGGAUCGCUCAGACGUGUCAAGCCAACAGCGCCAGAAGUCGUAAAAGGCGGGUUUUGACCUCCGAUGACCUGAAACAUUUAGUUGUAGAUGAAGACCAUGAGAUGAUCUACUGCUAUGUGCCUAAAGUGGCCUGUACAAACUGGAAGAGGGUCAUGAUGGUCCUCACAGGAAGGGGCAAAUACACUGACCCCAUGGAAAUCCCUGCAAAUGAAGCCCAUGUAUCAUCAAACCUGAAGACACUCAAUCAGUACAGCAUCCCAGAGAUUAACCACCGCUUGAAAAACUACCUGAAGUUCAUGUUUGUGCGCGAGCCCUUUGAGAGGCUGGUGUCGGCGUACAGAAACAAGUUCACCCGGAGGUACAACACGUCCUUUCACAAACGGUAUGGAACCAAGAUCGUCCGGCGGCAGAGGAAGAAUGCAACGCAGGCGGCCUUGCUCAACGGCGACGACGUGAAGUUCGAGGAGUUUGUGGGCUACCUCGUCGACCCCCACACGCAGAAAGAGGAGCCCUUCAACGAGCACUGGGAGACAGUGUCCUCACUGUGCCACCCCUGCCACAUCCACUACAACCUUAUUGGGAAGUACGAAACCCUACAAGAGGAUGCAAACUAUAUUCUGCAUCUGGCUGGGGUGGGAGGCUACAUCAAAUUCCCCACCUAUGCCAAAUCCACCAGAACUACAGAUGAAAUGACAGCUCAGUUUUUCCAAAACAUCAGUGCUGCCUUCCAGACAAAACUGUUCAAUCUCUACAAAUUAGAUUUUGUAAUGUUUAACUAUUCGAUGCCAAGUUACCUGAAGUUGGCAUAAGAAUGCCUGUUGAUUUAUUUAAGUCCUUAUUUGUUAUAAUUGCAGUUUUUUUGUUUUGUUUUGUAAUUUUAAUGAAGAUUUUCAGCGUUGCUGCGAGCAGCAAAAAAUUGGAAAUUAUUUAAAUAACUUUGUAUGAAAGAAGGGCUCUCUUGGGAGGGUGAUGGAACCAUGGGCUAGUCUAAAGAUUCCUUUCCUGGCAUAUCCUGUUGUGCUGAAUAGGCGUAUGGUCCAUUUGUGCAAGAUCAGAAGCUUUGCAUGACCUGCGGAGAGGUGAUUUGAAAUCAAGAGCCUCCAUAUGUCCAGGAUACAGUUUGGAACACUGUUAACCCAUCUCACCCUUAAGAAGCACAAGCACCCUCUGAUUUGACUGUACUGUAGUAAAUUGCUAAUAGUCGACUGUCAGUGAAAAAAGGAGACUUGUGUGGUAGUUGCCAUAUCAUUGUACGAUCAACAUUUUAGCAAAUAGUUUCAAGUAUUCCAGAGAUUUAAGCUGCAGUUACUGUUCGUUUUUGUUUUAAGGAAGCUAACACGAGGCUUCUGCCCUAUGAUGCUAAGUCCCAGCUCGAUUAACAGUCUCGCUAAGAGUCAUUGGGUCACUUUUGUGCUCCUCUUUUACAAAGAGGACGCCACAAACUGCCCAGGGCCGGUAUUUUCUGCCAGCAGCAUCUGUCGGAAAAUCGUGGGCAAGCUUGCCUGGGGUUUUCCCAUAUGGCUGCAGAGCAGCCAAAGCUCCCCUUCCACCAGCCAACCCCACCUCCCACUAUACACACCAAAGCCCUGCUGGAUAGUCUUGCCUUGAAGGAGGAGGGGAAAAG
Carcharodon carcharias (great white shark) is the source of this 2077-nucleotide messenger RNA. RefSeq names its product carbohydrate (chondroitin 4) sulfotransferase 11 (gene chst11). NCBI's taxonomy places the organism in Eukaryota, Metazoa, Chordata, Chondrichthyes, Lamniformes, Lamnidae. Gene Ontology annotation, molecular function: sulfotransferase activity. The coding region runs from base 204 to 1262 and encodes 352 amino acids. The record is from RefSeq and is a predicted model, not a curated record. The transcript has 3 exons. Gene Ontology annotation, cellular component: membrane. Gene Ontology annotation, biological process: carbohydrate biosynthetic process; proteoglycan biosynthetic process.